AUGGAAGUCCUUCACCAGAACUUGUUUAAUCAACUCGGGGUCACUUAUGUUCAAAAUUGGUGUUUUACCAAGGUAGAGACCAAGCCAUGGGUGGUGUUUGUGUUGGGAGGGCCGGGCGCCGGGAAAGGCACCCAAUGCGAGCGCAUCCGCAAGCAAUUUGGUUUCAUUCACUUGAGUGCCGGCGACCUCUUAAGAGCCGAACAAAACACAGAGGGAUCACAAUAUGGGGCACUCAUUGAAUGGCAUAUGAGGACGAGUACCAUAGUUCCCGUGGAGAUCACCUAUCAGUUGCUGGACAACGCCAUGAAAAGGUCGUCCGGAAGCGGCCGCAAGUUUGUGAUCGACGGCUUUCCCCUCAAUCGAGACAAUUUGGACGUUUGGCAGAGGGAGAUGACACACAAAGUGGACCUCAAGUUCGUCCUGUUCUUCGACUGUCCGCGCGAUGUAUGCGUCCAGAGAUGUCUGAAACGUGGAAACAGUGGUCGCAGUGAUGAUAAUCUCGAAAGUGUCAACAAACGGUUCAACAAUUAUCUCAUGGAAAUAGUGCCUAUCAUUAGGUACUACGAAAAGUCUAAUCUCGUGCACAAAGUGGACGCCAAUCUCCCUCCGGACCAAGUGUUUCAAGAAGUGCGACAAAUCUUCGAGAAACUCAAUUGA
This is a messenger RNA of Oppiella nova, 657 nucleotides long. Lineage: Eukaryota; Metazoa; Arthropoda; Arachnida; Sarcoptiformes; Oppiidae. The record is from the annotation of a GenBank genome assembly.